This is a messenger RNA of Penicillium brevicompactum, 990 nucleotides long. Its product is annotated as YeeE/YedE family protein. The coding region runs from base 1 to 990 and encodes 329 amino acids. NCBI's taxonomy places the organism in Eukaryota, Fungi, Ascomycota, Eurotiomycetes, Eurotiales, Aspergillaceae. The record is from RefSeq and is a predicted model, not a curated record. Gene Ontology annotation, cellular component: plasma membrane. The transcript is spliced from 2 exons.
AUGUUCACUCCAUUUCACACCUCGCUAGGUGCUCUAUUGCUAUACCAGGGUUCAUCCGGCCUGCUCUAUCACAACGGUGCGGUUUUCGGAAUUUCCUCUCUGCUAUCCGGGUGCGCGUUCAAUCCCAAUCGUGAUAAUCUCCCCAUCAUCGCGGGCCUGUUGUCUGGCUUGGUGCCGGUCUACUUGUUUGCACCAUCGUUGAUCCCAAGCUACGCGGCACCACCGGAUUCAUGGGCUUCUGCUGUUGCGACGCUGGGGGUAGGAUUUUUGCUAGGAUGGGGAACAAAGAACGGUAAAGGAUGUACUUCGGGACAUAUGCUGUGUGGAAUUUCACGUCUAUCGCCUCGAUCCUUCAUUGCCACAGCGACAUUCUUCACGGUGGCUUUGAUGACAGCGAAUUUCGUCGACGGGGGUUCCAAUAUCCCAUCAUGUGAUGCAAUGCCAUGCUAUAUGCCAGCGUAUCCAUCUGCGUCGGAGGCGGUGUUCAUGAGCAGCACAGUUGUGCUAGCCGCGAUCACAAAUCGCAUCAUUGUUCCAAGACUUCAGCGGUCGGAGAGAACACGGGUCAUGUUCUCUUACAUUGCCGGUCUGGAGUUCGGCCUCGGGCUUCUGAUUUCAGGGAUGGCAAACUCAGGCAAAGUACUUGGGUUCUUUGCCUUCUUAACAGACCCGUCACGAUGGGAUCCAUCGCUGGCAUUGAUCAUCAUAUUUGGCAUUGGACCAUCAUUGACGGCAUAUCUCAUGAAGAAACCCGGACAAUCGGUCGAAAGGGGAGAAACGGCCGCGAAACCGACACUCGCAGAGGCAUGGCGGCUGCCAACGGCGACGUUGCGAGAUAUCGACUGGCGAUUCAUUGCCGGGUCGGCUGCAUUCGGCUUGGCUUGGGGUCUGAGAGGAGUCUGCCCCGGGCCUGCUAUUCUGCGGGCAGCCAUGCAGCCAGCCUGGGGGUUGAUCACGAUGAGUGGGUACUUGCUGGGGAACUUUGUUUAA